AUGGACAAGUGCUUCAAAUGCCCAGAAAACCAAUAUCCAAGUAAGGACAGAGAUCAAUGCAUUCCCAAGUCCCUGAAUUUCCUCUCUUUCUCAGGACCGUUGGGGUUCACUUUAGCUUUCUUGUCUCUGUUUUAUUCUCUGAUCACAGCUUUGGUGUUUGCAAUAUUCACUAAGCAUUGGAACACACCGAUUGUCAAAGCCAACAAUCGGGACGUCACCUUCUCUCUGAUCAUCUCCCUAUUCCUCUGCUUCCUCUGCUCCUUGCUGUUCAUUGGCCUGCCUCACACAGUGACCUGCUAUUUACGACAAACUGCUUUUGGUAUCAUCUUUUCUGUGGCUGUUUCAUGCAUAUUGGCCAAAACCAUCACUGUGGUCCUGGCUUUCAAGGCCACCAAGCCAGGAUCCAAGCUGAGGAAAUGGGUGGGGAAAAGAUUGUCCAAUUCUAUUCUUCUUGGUUGUUCCUUUACCCAAGCGAGUAUUUGUGCCACGUGGCUAUGUACUGCUCCUCCAUUCCCAGAUUUUGACAUAUAUUCUUUGACUGAAGAAAUUGUAAUGGAAUGCAAUGAAGGCUCUGUUAGUAUGUUUUAUUGUGUCCUGGGUUACCUGGGAGUCUUGGCCAUUGUCAGCUUCAGUGUGGCUUUCCAGGCCAGAAAGCUGCCAGACAGUUUCAAUGAAGCGAAAUUCAUCACUUUCAGCAUGUUGGUGUUUUGCAGUGUUUGGUUAUCCUUUGUGCCCUCCUACUUGAGCACAAAGGGGAAAUACAUGGUGGCCGUGGAGGUCUUCUCCAUCUUGGCCUCUAGUGCUGGGAUACUGGCAUGUAUCUUCUUCCCCAAAUGCUACAUAAUUAUCCUGAAACCUGAAUUAAACAGCAAAGAUCAGCUUAUUAGGAGAAAAUACUAA
This is a messenger RNA of Zootoca vivipara (common lizard), 900 nucleotides long. Its product is annotated as vomeronasal type-2 receptor 26-like. Gene Ontology annotation, cellular component: plasma membrane. Gene Ontology annotation, molecular function: G protein-coupled receptor activity. Gene Ontology annotation, biological process: G protein-coupled receptor signaling pathway. The record is from RefSeq and is a predicted model, not a curated record. Lineage: Eukaryota; Metazoa; Chordata; Lepidosauria; Squamata; Lacertidae.